This is a messenger RNA of Anolis carolinensis (green anole), 798 nucleotides long. It is a transcript of the gene reep6, whose product is annotated as receptor accessory protein 6. The transcript has 6 exons. The record is from RefSeq and is a predicted model, not a curated record. Bases 82 to 612 code for a protein of 176 amino acids. NCBI's taxonomy places the organism in Eukaryota, Metazoa, Chordata, Lepidosauria, Squamata, Anolidae.
UCGCUCUGUGUAGUGGGCGGCGCCUUCUCCCCUGAGAGGAUUAGAGCUCCCCGCCGGUCUCCGCUUGGGUUUUGUUCCGCGAUGGACUCGCUUCAGCGCCGCUUCCAGGCCUUUUUGGACCAGCCGGGCUGGCUGGGCGACUUCCUGGGCGGAAUGGAGGCCCGGACCGGCGUGCAGCGCUAUUACCUGGCCACAAGUGCGGUGGCCAUGCUGGGCCUCUACCUGAUGUUCGGCUACGGGGCCUCCCUCCUCUGCAACCUCAUCGGGUUCGUCUACCCGGCGUACGCCUCCAUCAAGGCCAUUGAGAGCUCGUCCAAGGAGGACGACACCACGUGGCUGACCUACUGGGUGGUCUACGGGCUCUUCAGCGUGGCCGAGUUCUUCUCCGACACCUUCCUCUACUGGUUCCCCUUCUACUACGUCGGGAAGAGCCUCUUCCUGGUCUGGUGCAUGGUCCCGGUCUCCUGGAACGGCUCGCAGGUGUUGUACCGGCACGUAGUCCGGCCCUGGUUCCUGCGGCACCACCAGGUGGUGGACAGCGUCCUCAACGACCUCGGGGGGAGGGCCGCCGCCGCCUCCAAGGAAGUCCUCCAGUCUCUGGUCAACGGCUGAACCCUUUGGCCACCAAACGACAAAAAGGGCGGAGAUUCCGGCCGUUUGUGCGUCCGUCCAUCCUUUCCAACGAAGCCAUCAAACGGACCGUACGGGCGACAGAAGACUAAGCUGCAGUUGUUAUUAUAGAUAGAUAUAUAUAUUUGUAUACAAACCCAGAAUUCCCAAAUAAAAAAGAUGCCGAAA